ACUCUGUCAGGGGCAGAAACAAGAUGGUCGCUCACAAGUCUCGCGAGAAGAGAACAUCGUGCCCUUUUCAUCAACUUCCGGUCUUUUUUUUUUUUUUUUUUUUUUGCGAUAAGAAGCACAGGGCACUGAGAGCCCGCGGCAAGAGGUUGCUCGCUGGAAAGCGGAAUGGAAUCGUAGAAGCAAUUCUCGCGAGAUGUAGAGAGGCUGUAGCCUGGCCAGAGGGGCGGAGGCCUAUAACGGGGCCACGUGGUGGCUCGCGGAGCUGAGUCUCCGGCGGGCGUCCAGUUUGGGUCUAGGUUGGAGUCGGAAUCGUGGAGAUGCGGAAGGAAACCCCGCCCCCGCUAGUGCCCCCGGAGGCCCGGGAGUGGAACCUUCCCCCUAAUGCACCAGCUUGUAUGGAGCGGCAAUUGGAGGCUGCGCGGUACCGGUCGGAUGGGGCGCUUCUGCUCGGGGCUUCUAGCCUGAGUGGCCGCUGCUGGGCUGGCUCCCUCUGGCUUUUCAAGGACCCUUGUGCCGCCCCCAACGAAGGUUUCUGCUCCGCUGGAGUCCAGACGGAGGCCGGAGUGGCUGACCUCACUUGGGUAGGGGACAGAGGUAUCCUAGUGGCUUCCGAUUCAGGUGCUGUUGAAUUGUGGGAGCUGGAUGAGAAUGAGACACUAAUUGUCAGCAAGUUCUGCAAGUAUGAGCACGAUGACAUUGUGUCUACAGUCAGUGUCCUAAGCUCUGGCAUGCAAGCUGUCAGUGGUAGCAAAGACUUCUGCAUCAAAGUUUGGGACCUUGCUCAGCAGAUGAUUCUGAACUCAUACCGAGCUCACUCUGGGCAGGUCACCUGUGUUGCUGCCUCUCCCCACAAGGAUUCUGUGUUUCUUUCAUGUGGUGAGGACAAUAGGAUUUUACUGUGGGAUACCCGCUGUCCCAAGCCAGCAUCACAGAUGGGUGAGUCUGAGAGCCAGUGGUGGGAGAGUGAUACUAGGAACCCACCUGGAAGAGGCUUUCCUUGGCCAGAGUCAGAGGCAAAACUGCCAGAUGCCCAGUCACUGACACAAAUGACACAAUUGCUUUCUUUCCCACUGAGGCACAUUGUGUGCAGUGGGUUCCAAGAGGAAGGGCUAGUUACUGGGUGGGUCCCUUACAUUUCCUGGAUGGGCGAACAAAGGGGUCAGAGCUGUUAUCUUCACGCUUUGUUUUGAAACUUGCCCGUGAUUCACGUCUGGAAAGGGCAGGAGGCUGAUGGGUAGAUGUAGGUUGUGAGGGUCAAGGAUGA
Messenger RNA from Delphinapterus leucas (beluga whale), 1264 nucleotides. It is a transcript of the gene WDR77, whose product is annotated as WD repeat domain 77. Lineage: Eukaryota; Metazoa; Chordata; Mammalia; Artiodactyla; Monodontidae. Gene Ontology annotation, biological process: oocyte axis specification. Gene Ontology annotation, molecular function: protein binding. The record is from RefSeq and is a predicted model, not a curated record. Gene Ontology annotation, cellular component: methylosome.